This is a messenger RNA of Calypte anna (Anna's hummingbird), 2082 nucleotides long. Its product is annotated as caspase-8-like. Gene Ontology annotation, molecular function: cysteine-type endopeptidase activity; protein binding. The record is from RefSeq and is a predicted model, not a curated record. The transcript is spliced from 8 exons. Gene Ontology annotation, biological process: proteolysis; negative regulation of extrinsic apoptotic signaling pathway via death domain receptors. The coding region runs from base 1 to 1704 and encodes 567 amino acids. Lineage: Eukaryota; Metazoa; Chordata; Aves; Apodiformes; Trochilidae.
AUGCCAGCUGGUAAAAAAAUCUCUUCCCUCCUCCCUCCCGUCCUUGGGAGAUGCCGCCCGAGGUGGGACACCCUCCCCCGCACUUACACUGUGAUUUUAAAGUCAGUCGUGUGUUGUUGCUGCUGGGUUUGCUGUUGUGCAGUUAGAAAUCCCUCAGGAACUACAUCUCCCAGGGGCCCCGGCGCUUCCGAACCUCCUCCGAACCCGCCCUCCCCAUCCCGGAGGCAGCGCGCAGCCUCGUUCCGUGCCGGGGCCAUGGAGCUGCCGCGGCUGCAGCUGCUCCAGGUGAGCCAGGAGCUGGACGGAACCGAACUGGCGGCUCUCAAGUUCCUCAGCAUGGAGCACGUCCCCCUGGGGAAGCUGGAAGCCAAGCCGGCGCAAGAUUUUUUCGAAGUGUUGCAGGAGAAAGGGAUGGUGGAGGCGGGGGACAUGGCCUUCCUCAGGGAGCUGCUCUUCCGCAUCGGUCGCAUCGACCUCCUGGCUGAGCAGCUGGGCUCCAGCAGAGAGGAGAUGGAGAGAGAGCUUCGGAUCCCUGGCAGAGCCAAGGUGUCGGCCUACAGGUACCUGCUCUUUCAGCUGUCAGAAGACAUCACCAAAGAUGAGCUGAAGUAUUUCAAGAAUCUUUUGGAGAAAGAAUUACCAAAAUCCAAACUAAACCCUAAGACUACGAUGCUCGACAUUUUCGUUGAGAUGGAGAAGAAGGAGAUUUUGGGCAAAAACAACCUAAAUAUCCUGAAGCGUCUCUGUGCAGAAAUUAACCCCAGCCUGUUGAAGAGAAUUGAAGAGUAUGAAUUAAACCUGUUUGGUGAGGAAGAGAUGCUCAUCACAGAGGAACAGGGGGGCAGUACAGGAGGCUCUGAAGCCCAGCCCAGUUGGCUGCCAUCACCUAUGUCACCCGAUUCUCCUAGCAGAUGGAAUGCAUCUUCCCAGCUGGAAGCUUACAAAAUGAGUAGCCAGCCCCGUGGAGUGUGCUUGAUCCUGAAUAACCACAGUUUUGCAAAAGCCAGGGAAACAGUGCCAAAAUUCAGAAGCAUGAAGGAUCGUGAUGGGACAGACGUGGAUGCAGAGGCUCUCAGAAGAGUCUUCAGCCAGCUUCACUUUGAAGUAGCAGAACAUAAAGACCUUACUGCACAGCAAAUCCGGGAGACUGUCAACUCCUACCGGUGCCAAGACCACCAGGACAGAGACUGUUUUGUUUGCUGUAUCCUGUCUCAUGGGAAAAGAGGCGUUAUUUAUGGUGUUGAUGGGCAGGAGGUAGCUAUCCAGGAGCUGACCACUUCUUUCACUGGAGAGAAUUGCCGCUCACUGGCUGGAAAACCCAAAGUCUUUUUUGUUCAGGCCUGCCAAGGUGAUGCUUUCCAGAAAGGUGUGGUUGUUGAAGCAGAUUCUGGAGAGCAAGAUCCUUCUGUAGAAUCAGAUGCAAGAUUUCAGGUCAGCUGCAUCCCUUCAGAGGCAGACUUCCUCUUGGGCAUGGCUACCCUGCAGGAUUACGUGUCCUACAGAAGCCCCAGGCAGGGGACCUGGUACAUACAGGCCUUGUGCAAGCACCUGGAGUACAGCUGCCCUCGUGGGGAAGAUAUUCUCACCAUCCUGACAGCAGUGAAUCAAGAGGUGAGCAGAAAGGGCUGCAGUGCAAAUGCAGAGAAGCAGAUGCCACAGCCCAGUUUCACCCUGAGGAAAAAGCUCAUCUUCCCCAUCAACUGAAUGGGAGGGAACUGCGUGGCAGAGGAGCCUCUGUAGCCUGAAAUAGGCUGUGCCAGCUAAGAUUUGGGUGAAAAAUAACAGACUUUCAGCAUCUGCUCUUGCUACGAGAGCAAAUGUUUUUUUAUUGAAGAUAUGGCUGAGGAGUAAAAGCCUUAAGAAAUCUGUGUUAGUAUGUACAGCAUCUUGCACACAAGAGCAUCUCUGAGCUGGUCUCUGAUUUGUGGCUUGCUGGGUAAAAUACACUUGGUGUUCUCCAUCAGCUGUACCACACUGCUCUUGCCUUAGUAAGGGAUCUUUCCAAUGCUGAUUUUAAAACACAGCUGUUAUGAAGCCUUGUGUAUUUUGUACCUAACUUUUUUCAAAAUAAAGGGAAAGAGG